Molecule: messenger RNA, 313 nt
Organism: Paramuricea clavata
Lineage: Eukaryota; Metazoa; Cnidaria; Anthozoa; Malacalcyonacea; Plexauridae
Source: the annotation of a GenBank genome assembly
AUGUCUUUUGGUCCCGAGGUUGUUGGAUUUGAUCUUGUUGACUGUUAUAACCAUACAUUGUCAUCAUCAUUGGAUCGACAUGCGCCUGUGAAUCGCAAAACAGUUGUAAAAAGACCGACUGUUCGAUGGUUUAACAAGGAAGUCGAGUUAGCGAAAAGAGCACGAAGACGAGCUGAAAGGAAAUGGAGACGAACUAAACUGUAUAGUGACUUUCUCGUUUAUAAAUCUAAGAAAAACCAAGCUACUUUUGUAAUGAAACGCACACGUAAUUAGUACUACAUCACCUUCAUUCAAGAGAAUAGCAGCGAACGUC